AUGGGCGGCGCAGUCGACCAAGACACAAAACGACUUGUUGCACCAGACCGGGCCAAGUCGUUGCGCGCUGCCUUCUCUCUGAGAACGACCGAUACCUUUGGGUGCCCAACCCACCAAGUACCAGAGCUUGUCGUUGUUACACACAUAUAUAUCAAAAUGUUCUCCAAGACUGUUGCUCUCGCUCUCAUCGGCGCCGCCGCCGUCCAGGCCGCCAUCGCCCCCAACGGCACGACGCACAACGGCACGACGCUCACCGUCACCGAGGUUGUCGACGUCUGGACCACCUACUGCCCGGAGCCCACGCACCUGACCAUGAACAACAAGACGUACACCGUCACCGAGGCCUGCACCUUUACCAUUACCGACUGCCCUUGCACCAUUACCCGGACGAUCCCUACCCACCACCCUGUCAUCCCUGCCAACAACAACCAUCCCGCCAACAACGACAAGCCCAGCGGCAACAAGGGCCCUGCCCCGACCGCCGCGCCUCCCGCUACGACCGCCAGCCAGUGCCCCGGCGGCAAGGACUGCGCUCCCGUCGUCGUCGCCGGCGCCGGCCAGAACACGGCCGCUUACGGCAUGGCCCUCGUCGGCGUCCUUGCCGCGGGUGCCUUUGCUCUGUAA
Cordyceps militaris CM01 is the source of this 624-nucleotide messenger RNA. RefSeq lists its product as uncharacterized. Gene Ontology annotation, molecular function: structural constituent of cell wall. The coding region runs from base 1 to 624 and encodes 207 amino acids. Lineage: Eukaryota; Fungi; Ascomycota; Sordariomycetes; Hypocreales; Cordycipitaceae. Gene Ontology annotation, biological process: fungal-type cell wall organization. Gene Ontology annotation, cellular component: fungal-type cell wall. The record is from RefSeq and is a predicted model, not a curated record. The transcript is spliced from 4 exons.